AUGGCUCGAAUAUUAGACCAGCAUUUUUCUGAUUUGUUUCAAGUUAUUACAGAAUUAAUUCUUUUUUUUUCUCAAAUUUGUUUUAAUGAAGAGGCAAAUAAACAGAAAAACAAGAUGAGAAAUAUGUUCUCAUUCUUUAGAGAACAGAAAAACAUCCAAAUGAAAAAUCGUACAUCAGAUAAGAUCAAUAACAUAAGUAUAGAUAUAAAAUGA
Rotaria sordida is the source of this 213-nucleotide messenger RNA. The record is from the annotation of a GenBank genome assembly. NCBI's taxonomy places the organism in Eukaryota, Metazoa, Rotifera, Eurotatoria, Philodinida, Philodinidae.